AUUGACAGCACGCAAAUGUCCACAAAAGGAACCACAGCGUAAAAUAGCCGGAGCAAAUUAGGUGUGACACCUAUCGGAAGUAAACAUACAUGUUCUACUCUAACCUCCGGCGUCAGCUUUAUGUACUCAAGCAACAAUGACCUCCGUGCAAUAUUUACGGCACUUUGUUAAUGAGCGACUCACUGCUGCCGCUGCGGAAAUAUUUGAUGUGUUCGAAAGAACCAUCGUCGAGUACCAGGAGGAGCUUCGGCGUCAGCGUCAAAUGGUGGACACCCUCAGCAACUCCCAAAUAAAGUUGCACAGCAUAGGAGUCCAGCAUGAGGACAACGAGCAGCUUUGCACUGAACAGCUUUAUAAGCAAGAGUUAGAGCAACAUGAAGCAGAACCCCUGCUGGAUGUGACCUCCAGGCAUGAAUUACAUAUAGAAACACAGCAAGUUGACAAGGAUCAGCAACUUUGUUGGCCAGAGAAAAAUUCCAUGGCUGACCAAGAGGAACCCGAACAUCAACAGAUUAAAGAGGAACCUGGCACCAGUCACCAGGAUGAAGAACUUGAUCCUUUCUUUUCCAUUCCCGUUAUUGACGAUCAUCACAAGAGAGGGGAUGCGAUCGUGUACUCCAGUCCUGGUCAGAGUCCAUCAGAAGAUGUGAAUGCUCGCAGUGAGAUGAUCAGAAAGUCAUUCAGGUGUGACUGUUGCGGGAAAAUGUUUGGUUUUCGGUGCAAGUUAAAAAGACAUAUGAUGACUCACACAGGAGUGAAGCCAUUCUCCUGCAAAACAUGCGGGAAGGGAUUUAACCAGACGUCCAACCUGAAAAGACACUUAAUGAUCCACACGGACGAGAAGCCGUACGCCUGCAAAACCUGCGGAAAGCACUUCCGGAACACACACGAAGUCAUCACGCACGCCAGAACUCACACCGGCGAGAAACCAUACCCUUGCAGCACGUGCGGGAAGAAUUUUGCUCAGCUGUCCAUCCUCAAGAGACAUGCCAUGGUGCACACCGGGGUGAAGCCCUUCCUCUGCAACACUUGCGGGAGAAGUUUCGGCGACUUGUCGGUGCUUAAAAGGCACGUGAUGGUGCACACGGGAGAGAAGCCGUACGUAUGUGACUUUUGCGGGAGGAGAUUCCGCGCUAACAGCAACUUGAGGAUCCACAGGAAGAGGGUGCACGCGGCGGAAGAGACCGAGUGCUUAGACACUUGAGAUUGGAGGAAAUUGUUUUUAAACAGGUGGUAAAAAAUGGUCGCAAUAUUUAUUAUUUGAUGACGAGUAUACUUCUCAAUAUAUUUCUGUCAUGUUAAAGCUUGGUAACAAUUUUGCUGACACAAAACCACCAGGAUUUGGCAGCGAAUAUCAAAAGUGGGCAGUGGUGGAACUAACACCCUCACAUUUGGUAUGUUACAUAACAAAACUAGUUUUUGCUGUAACUUGUGACGUAACGCGUUACAUUUUCUCAUUCUAGAACAGCCCUAUGGCACGUUAUUCGAUCUGUCAUUUUUACAGAUGUUUCUUCUGUUCUCUGAGAGAGAGAGAGAGAGAGCGUUGUAUGUGGUGUUCUCUGUUGAGAGCUUUGUGCUCUCAUACCAGCCUUGGUAGGGGUGUGACAAUGUAUCGAAAAGGUAUCGCCAAACGUUGUAGCCCGAAAGUAUUUUGAUAUGCUUCCACCAAGAAUCAAUAUAUCGUUUUAAAAAAGUGUCUCUGUUGGAGGGGGAAAAAAAGGAACCAACAGGUUGUUCCCAAAAUCUUUCAUUAGAAUAGUGUCUACGUUAGCUCACUGGCGGCCAUUGGCGACGCUAGACAUCCAAUUCAUUUUGACUGGAUUGGAUGUCCAGUGCCACUAAUUGCACUAAAACCAGAGCAUUCACAACCAGUCUUUCGUGGACGUUAACAGGUCCUUUCCUGAUCAUUUUAGAGUAUUUACAGGUUACUUCUUGUUGAUUUUAAGUCACUUCCUAGUCAUUUAGGGACAUUCAUGGGUCUCUUUCUUUUCAGUAACUCAAAAUCAACAGGAAGUCACCCGUAAAUGCUUCAAAAUCAACAGGAAAUGACCCCCAAAUGCCCUGAAAUCAGAAGGAAGUGACCUGUAAAUGCCCUAAAAAGAAAAGACAGUGACCAAAAAUCAACAAGAAAUGACGUGAAAUGCACGAUGUUAGGGUAAGCCAAUCAGAGACAGUUUGAAAGAGUAGGGUCGGUCUUGCUAAUAUGGCUUUUCUAAACAUAGACACACAAACCCAGUUUACGAACACACCCAAAACUCCGGUUGAACCAACACUAGAUCACGCUGGAUUAGCAAGUAUGCGUGACACUGAGAGUGGACGCUUCUCUGGGUGGAAAUUCUUUUUUUCUCAUAUUAUUAUAUUUAAAGUAAAAUAACUUAAAGUAGUUACUUUCAUAAUUGAAUAACUAGAAAAGUAAUUACUUUUUCCAGAGAAGUAAAUAUAACUCUUCUUUUCAAAAGUACCUUGAACACAGGAGGUAGGUAGAGUAGCCGAAAACUUUACUCAAGUAAGAGUAGCGCUACUUCAAAAUAAAAGCAGUCAUCCAAAAACAAUUAGUCAAGUACAAGUAAAAAAAAAAAGUAUUUUGUGGAAAGACGACAUGAGUAACUGCUUAUGUCAGAUUUUUUUUUUUUAUCUGUUAUAAUUUUUCUCAGCACAACAUCAUAUUUAUGAACUGUUAUUAUUAUACCUAAUGACCACGUCAGGCCAGAAAUUUACACAAAAACCAUUAAAUUCAGACUUGAAAAAUGUACAGAAUUGAAACCUCACCAGUCCCUUCCAAAGAGCAUGAGUGGCCUCUAGUGGUUUAAAAAAUAUCUGUAAUAAAUCCUACCAUCAAAUUAAAAGGAACAUUUCUCUGGUUUUCUUGUAGUCAAUCGGUGACAAAAUAAAAUUGGGAGAGAGGCUGGAAUCCACACAUUCGAGUAAAGUUGACUCUAUGUCGAAUAGUUUAAUUGUUAUGGUGCUAUAAAGACGCAACGUGAUUGAACAGGCCAGCAGGAUCAUAUGACUUCUGAAUGCAAGCUUGUGUGUGAUCAUGUGACUGUAUUGUUAUGCUUGAUUUGUAUUAUGAAGUCAUGCAAUUAUUUUUGUCUCAUUUGUGAAUCUGUAAAAUCUAAUAUAGAGUUAAGAGAAAUAAAGUAACAACUCCAGAGUAGCCCAAAGUACCAGAGAAAGAGUAGCGUUUCUUCACAAAUCUACUCAAGUAAAAAGUAUGGUGUGGCAAAACUACUUUUAGAGGUACAUUUUCUCUUUUUAACAGAAUAAAUGUAAUGUAUUACUACCCACCUCUGGCGAUACACUAUUGACGAUGUUAUUAUAACCUAGUUUUUGUCCACAUGAGAAGGUUUAGGGAGAAAUUUGUGCGUUUUAAUGAACAUACAUAACCAAGUUCUGCUACUGAUUACUAAAGAAAGGAAAAAGGUAUAAUCCUGCUUUUUUUCUGGGUAAAACAAAACAUUUUAUUGGUAGAAUUGCUGUGCGUGUAUAUUUACUCUGUGGGUUCAGUGAACUUCUCAUGUAAAGUCAUGGAUGCUUUGAAUUUGUCACGUCAUGAUCAUAAAAACUCUUGGGUCACAACAUUCCCAAAUGUUGCUGUUCGUUUUUUUUUUUUUUUUUUUUAUUGAUAACAUAGGGUCAUCAUGAAGGGUGUGACAAUAUCUCGAAAAAGGUGAUAUGCUCCCGCUAAGAGUCGAUAUGUCGUUUUAAAAAAAGUGCCAGUUUUUUUUUUUUUUUUGGUCAAAAAAAGAAUAGGUUGCGACCAAUAUCUUCCAUUAGAAUAGUGUCUAUGUUACCUCAACGUCUAACAUUGACGGCACUUGGCAUCAAAUUCAUUUUGACCGGAUUGGACAUCUAGCGGCAUUAAUGGCCCUAAAGCCAGAGCAUUGUAAAUUUGAGGGAUGGCAGCAAAUUGAGGAAUGUUCAAUCGUUACCCACUUCCAACGGAUUAGACGUCUACUCGUGAUAAACUGAGUGGGAUUCACAGCAGAAGGAUGAAAAGCGCUUUUUUUUCUGUUCAUGAAUUGUAUUGUAGAAUGAUUUCCUGCAUUGAUACUUCUUCUUCUGUUGAAUUCCGGCAGACUCGAUGCCUACUGGCACAUCGCUGCCUUUCUCACUGGGGCUAAAUCACGUAAUGACGUUUAUAUCCAUCUCAGCCCAGUGGCAACUAGAAAGUCCGCCUUCCCGCAUUGAUAAGUGCUGUAUCGCCAUAUUGUGAGAUCGUUAUCAUGUGCCUUGUAUGGCAAAUCGUAUCAUAUCGUGAGGUACCCACCCCUAGGCAUCAUUCAGUGGUUGAAAAUAAUAAGUCCAUUUAGACCAGGGGUGGGCAAACUGGUCCUCAAGGGCCGGAGUGGGUCCUAGUCUUUGU
This is a messenger RNA of Corythoichthys intestinalis (scribbled pipefish), 4366 nucleotides long. Its product is annotated as zinc finger protein 771-like. The transcript is spliced from 3 exons. Lineage: Eukaryota; Metazoa; Chordata; Actinopteri; Syngnathiformes; Syngnathidae. Gene Ontology annotation, cellular component: nucleus. The coding region runs from base 137 to 1204 and encodes 355 amino acids. The record is from RefSeq and is a predicted model, not a curated record. Gene Ontology annotation, biological process: regulation of gene expression.